AUGCCGUUGUUAUUACAAAUGUUUGCAGAUUCGGUUCGCACAGACACUGUUAGACAAAUACGGCAAACAAAGGGCAAAUCAGGCGAUCAGUGGUCGGCUGGGUGGACACAUGACGAUGGCGAUGAAGAUGACGACAACAACAACGACGACGGCGAUAACGAUGAAACCGACGAUGACAAGAACAGUGUUGAUGCUGUGGCCUGCUAG
This is a messenger RNA of Enterobius vermicularis (human pinworm), 207 nucleotides long. NCBI's taxonomy places the organism in Eukaryota, Metazoa, Nematoda, Chromadorea, Rhabditida, Oxyuridae. The record is from the annotation of a GenBank genome assembly.